AUGUCGCAUCAGACCGACCAAGAGGGUGGGGCCAGAUCUAGGGCUACUAAAAAGGCCGCCGCGCAAACCAAUCAAACGAAACGUGCGGCGGGGAAAAAGGCUGAGGUGGGAAAGCAGAAGCCCGGGAAGAAGGCGGAGGACAAGGGGAAGCAACCAACGGCACGCAAGCGUGUUUCGGCCGUCAGGAGCGAUGCGGAUGUUGCCACUGCUGCCCUCGAGCCCGGUCCUUCUGACGACGGCACCAUCGGCGGGAACGAAGACCCUGGGCGUGGCGGCGUGAGUGUUGCCGUCCGGUCGGGGGACAGAGAGGGCUUUGCGACUGGAGGAAAGCACGGCGACUCUCCCCGCCAAGAUCAGGCCGCAACUUCGACGUCCGUGGCAGAGGCAAAGCAGCAGCAUCUGACGCUGCCCCACCCGCCCGUGGUCGAAAUAUCUGCUGCAGUGAUAGAUAAGGAGAAGGAUGCUGCGCACGAUUGCACGGAGGGGCCGAAACACGACAUUGCCGACGUAGGUGGAUCUCCUCCCUCUGGGGGACGCGGGAGGCGUAGGCAGAGGAAGAGCGAUGGUGAGGAGGAGAAUGACACCCCCGUGGCUGAGGACAUGCCCAUACGCGCGAAGAGGAGGCAGACGACAGCUAGCGGUGACGACGCCGGUGGUGCUGAAGUUGGGACAAUGCGAGGCACCACGGCGCCAAGUGGCUUGGCGACAGAUCAUGCAAUGCGGCAUAAGGUGGGAUCCGGUCCGAGGAAACCAUCUAGCGGACGGAGGGGGAAGCAAUCUUCGGGGGGGAAUAGGCCGAAGCGCGGCAAAGAAGGCCCUGGUGAAGCGGAUGUUGAGGACGAGGGGGAUGGGGAGGAGGAGGCCGAGGAGGAUGCGGAGGAGGAGGACGAGGAUGCAGGGGAGGGAGAAAAGGACGAGGAUGAGCAGGAGGGCGACGAUGAUGAGGAGGAGGAGGAGGAGGAGGAGGAGGAGGAGGAUGAGGAUGAGGACGAUGAGGAGGACGAUGAGGGGGACGACGAGGAUGAGGAGAAGGAGGAGGAGGAGGAGGAGGAGGAGGAGGAGGAGGAGGAGGAGGAGGAGGAGGAGGAGGAGGAGGAGGAGGAGGAGGAGGAGGAGCAGGAGGAGGAGGAGGAGGAGGAAGAGGAGGAGGAGGAGGAUGAUGAGGAGGAGGAUGAGGAGGAGGAGGACGACGAGGAGGAAGAGGAGGUGGAGGAAGGGGCGGAUGAGGAGGAGGAGGAGGAGGAGCCGGCAGGGAAAGGACGGGGCGCGCGAGGCGGACGGGGGAGUGGCACAGGGAAGGUGGGGGGCCGGUCUGGACAAUCCCGGAAACGCGGGGCGGGUGACGCAAUGCGUGCCGGACCAGCGGGCAAAUCGAAGGCGCGUAAGGUGAAGGUUGAACUUGACCGGGGUGGAAGGAAGCAAGUGAGACAGGGAGCUAAAGGCGAUGGAGACGGAAAGGGACCGCGCGCGAAAGGGGUACCUGUGGGUUCGGCAAAGAAAGAACCUGCCCACCCUAACAACACCGUGUUCCACCCGUCUUUUCCCGCCGCAGGGAAGGAGAAGGUUGACGAAUCGGCUAACCCGGCCCGGGGCAGGGCGGUCUCCCCCCUCGCCGGUCCAUCGCGUGUGCAUCAACCAAGCACCUUUGCCAAUCCCUUCCCUGAGCUUCCCUUUUCCCGCCAGCGUGAUAGUGUGAGGGCACACGGUGCUGCUGCAGAAGACGUUGAUCCCCUUGGCCAGAGAGGGGUUUCUACACACCCUUUUCCGGAUGUCAUGGAUGCGCUGGCUGAAGGUGCAGAGCACGGGCAGUUUGUUACACGAGACGAGUUCCAGCAGCUACGGUAUGAGAUGUACGCCAUGUUUGCUCAGCUCGGCCUGCGUCGGGGAGCAACUGCCAGCUAUGCCGGGGGGGCCGCAGUGGUGCCGAUGGGUGGUACCCCGCCGCCGAUGAGUGCCGUGGACAAGGCACGUGUGCUUGUGCUGCAGGAGACCAACCCAUUCCCGGUAUGUGGCGGGUUGGGGUUGACGGUUGGUGGGUUUAGACGGCGGACGCAAGAGGGUGUGACGUGGCGGGAUGUGUGGCUUGGUGCUGACGUGGCACCUUGGAAGGGCACACGGGAGCGGCGCUCAACGAGGCGCCGCGUGUCAGGUGGGUGGGGUGUGACGUGGCAUGGGGUGGGCGGGUGUGACGUGGCACGUGGGGCUGGCUGCUACCUGACGUGGCGGAUGCAGGAGGGUGUGCCGUGGCGGGAUGUGUGGCUUGGUGCUGACGUGGCGGCUUGGAAGGGUACACGGGAGCGGCGCGUGACGAUGCUACACGUGUGCGGUGGGUGGCUUGGUGACGUGGCAUGGGGUGGGCGGGUAUGA
This is a messenger RNA of Closterium sp. NIES-65, 2367 nucleotides long. The record is from the annotation of a GenBank genome assembly. NCBI's taxonomy places the organism in Eukaryota, Viridiplantae, Streptophyta, Zygnematophyceae, Desmidiales, Closteriaceae.